AUGAUCCCAGUUCUUAUAAACCUAAUUGCUAAAAUCAAGAGAGAAACAGGUUCCAAAGUUAUUCUUAUGUAUACCGACAAUGGGAAAGGAGAAUUUGGUACAGCUUUUCAGGAAAUUACUACCAAACACGCUACAUACUUCAUCAACAGAGUACCAACUAAAGCACUACCCUUCGGAGAAGCUGGACAGCUAGCCCUUGCUACUACUCCUUUUGAAGCAUACUACAGCAAACAACCGGAUUUAAUCAAAUUGAAGGUUUUCAGCUGCAAGGCUAUUCCAUUAAACCCUCAACAGCCAGGAAAAUUUAUGAAGAAGUUUGAAUCACGUAUAUUUUCAGGAAAUUAUGUGUUUGUUGGCAUAGAUGGCAAUUACAUUUACAAUCUUCUUAACUUCAAUUCCAGAAGAAUCAUUAAGAUAGCAGACGCUAAUUUCAAUGAAUACAGAUUCCUUUUCAAAAAAGAAUCAGAAUUGAAGAAUGCUUUACCAAAAGUUUCGAAUACAACCCUUGUCACAAACAAAAGAGACCCUCCUUGUUCAGUCGGGAGAUCCAGGAAAAUCUUCAGUGACGAAGUUGUACAACAAGUAAAUGCUUUGAAAGUUGUCACUCAAGAUACUGAAGGUUCUAAUCAAAAAAGUGAUCCAAUGGUGCUUUUUGAGGCAGUUGAACUAGAAAACGCUAUGCGAGAGGAUGCUCAAGCAUGGAUGGAAGCAAUAAAUUCAGAAUUAACUAAUCUUAGAAUCAAUGACACUUUCGAAAUCAUACAGGGUGAGGUUCCAAGAGGUAUAAAACUACUUAGUUCGAGGUGGAUCCUACAGAACAAACUUGAUCAUCUUGGGCGCUUGAUUAGACGAAAAGCAAGGUUGGUUAUCAAAGGAUAUAUACAAUACUCUGGUAUAAACUUUGAAGAGAUCUUUGCAAGAAUUAGUAGAAAUUCCAUAUUAUAUACUUUCCUUGCGAAAGCUGCGGCCGAAGACCUUGAAAUCAACAAUAUGAAUAUCGACACUGCUUUUCUGAAUGAAGAGCUCAUUGAUGCAGAAAUACUAAUAGAAAUCUCACAAUACUUCAAAAAGGCUUUCCUGGAGAUUAAGGAGAUGCUUAUGAAAGACCCUCAGAAAGCCAGAGUUUAUUUGAAACUCAAGAAAUCAUUCUAUGGGUUAAAAUAA
Messenger RNA from Sclerotinia borealis F-4128, 1164 nucleotides. NCBI's taxonomy places the organism in Eukaryota, Fungi, Ascomycota, Leotiomycetes, Helotiales, Sclerotiniaceae. The record is from the annotation of a GenBank genome assembly.